Psammomys obesus (fat sand rat) is the source of this 765-nucleotide messenger RNA. RefSeq names its product probable inactive serine protease 58. Gene Ontology annotation, biological process: proteolysis. NCBI's taxonomy places the organism in Eukaryota, Metazoa, Chordata, Mammalia, Rodentia, Muridae. The record is from RefSeq and is a predicted model, not a curated record. Bases 1 to 765 code for a protein of 254 amino acids. Gene Ontology annotation, molecular function: serine-type endopeptidase activity. The transcript is spliced from 5 exons.
AUGACUCUUACUAAAACUUUUGUUUUAUCAAGGUGUGUUAUUUCCCUAAUUGCUAAUUCUCCGGAAGUCUUUACAGGAGGAGAUGAAGAUGAUGAUGAAAAAGUACUAAGUGAUUUUAAUGUUCCUUACAUGGUCUAUCUGCAGUCCAGCCCAGAGCCUUGUGUUGGGACUCUCAUUGACCCUCAGUGGGUGCUCACUGCUGCUCAUUGUUCCUUACCAAAUAAAAUCCGACUGGGAGUUCAUCAGCCCAACAUCAAAAAUGAGAAUGAGCAGAUAUACAGUUACUCAGUGACUGUAAUCCAUCCUUAUUUUGAUGCAAAAUUUCUGAAACACGAUCUGAUGCUGAUAAAACUCUCUUAUCCUGCUACUAUCAACACAAAUGUGGGAACUAUAGCCAUAGCUAUGGAACCCAUGAUAUUUAAUGAAACCUGCUUCGUACCAACAUGGACCUGGAAUAACUACAAAAACUUCAGUGACCCAGACAUCCUGACAUGGACAAAUCAGUAUUCUCAUUCCCAAAGUUACUGCUGGAAAAUUCUCCGACAACAGAGACAAGAAACAAGAAUAAAUAUUAUGUGCAUAGGACAUUCACUUAAUCCUAUGUCUGCAAUAAAGGAAGUCUCUGCUGCUCCAGCCAUCUGUGGUGGAAGGCUGCAUGGAAUUUUGUCCUGGGGGAAAGCAGGUGUCACCAAGGGGAGCGAGGGCUUUUUCACUGAAAUUCAUCCCUAUGCGAGAUGGAUCUUGAAAGUGAUGCAUUCCCACUGA